CCUCUGCCCAGCCCUGACCUGAGCCUCAGCCUGUCCAAAUAGACAGAGCAUCCAAUCAGACAGCAGCCAAAGCAUCCACAGGAUACAGAAAUACAGAAUGACAGCCAUGCCCGUGGUGUGGUGCACCGAUCCCAAUUCGGUGAACAACAAGCCCACGGCCUUCGCCCUGCACGGCAUCCAGCUGCAGGGGAACGUGACCGAGAAGCAGGUGCACGCCCUGCGCGAGCUGGUGAACGCCGCCGCCGAGGGGCGCCUCAUCCUGCCCUCGGACGGCACAUUUACGCUCCUCGACAGCGGCCUGAGCAUCGAGAGCUCGAUAGUGGCCGGGGGACUGAAGCAGGAGAGCGCCGCCCCCAGUCCCAGCGAGUGCCCAGAGUCGCAUCCACCCAAGAACGCCAAGAACACGUACAUCCUGAUGCCCGUGAGCAAGGCAUCGCCGACGUCGACGACGACGGGUACGAUGGGAUCCGUAGCGGGACAGCCCGAGGCCAUUGCUGCGGCGGCGGCCCAGCUGGAAUUCCUGCUGGAGCCGAAGUACUCGCCCUCGCCGCCUGCCUCCUCCGAUUCGGCCAUGGAGGCGUCGGGGGGUGUGGCAGCCACCAGUGGCGAGAUUCUGUACGAGUUCCUCUGCUGCGCCAAGUGCAUGAACGAGCAGCGGACGGGGCAGAGCGGCACCUGCAACGGACGCCGUCUGCAGCGGUAUCUGCGCAGCUGCCGAGGUACUGCCGGGGGCAACAACAGCGACUACGAGCCGGUCAAUGACCCGGCGGGGACGUGGCAGCUGCAGCUGGAUCCUGUCUGCAGCAUUGCCAGCAGGUACGCCCGCCGCCAGCACCGCCUGCACCACCAGCAGCACAGGCACCGGCCGCAUGGGACCGUCACGACGGGGAUAGCACGUAAUCGGCCCAAUCGCCACCACAAAUUACCGAUUCACAGUGUUAAAAUCUUUCAUAAUCGCAGCAGUUGCACGCCAGCCCCAGCCACUGCCAUUGCCCCUCUGGGAGCAUGCAAUGUUGUGGGCGGGGGCCAAGAGGUGUCACCAAUGGCGAUGCCCAGCCCGAGUCGCAGCCCCAGUCGCAGUCGCAGUGCCAGCCAUAGUUCCAAGCCAGCGACUAGAGCGAGCGACGGCAAUGAAGCGUUUAGUUUGUCACCGACAGCGGCGCGAUCUACAUCGCUGACAGAAGCAGCAGCAGCAGCAGUCACACUGCCCCUCUACGCAGUGGUUAACAAGAAUCGCGAAUUGUCGAUAGUCGUCUGCGACAAAACGGGCGGGGAAAUGCCCACUGUGCUGGACGUUGUGCCCGAGGAGGCUCCUCUGCGCCCCUCUGCGGUUGUGCGCGAUUUAAUCAGCUUCGAUGACGACCAGCAGCAGGAGCAGGAGCAGGCGGUGGCAGGAGCAGGCAGGCAGGGUGCAGAGUGUGAUGGCCACAAUGUGGAUCUGCUGUGUGCCCCGAACGAGGAGGAUGUCCUGCUCGCACUGCUCGUGACGCCACCGCCCACGCCGCCCAAGCCGGGCUCGCCCGUCAGCCACAACUCGAGCCGCAAGACCAGCUUCGACUCGACCAGCACCAUCAGCUCCAUGGACUCGGGCUUCAUGGAGAUGCAGAACAAGUUGGAUGCCCUGGCAGCAGCAGCAGCAGCAGCGGCAGCGGCGGCAGCCGGAACAUCUGCCACGGUGGCAGCAUCGUCGAGUGGCGAGAAGAUUGCUCGUCGCAACUACAAGGAAUGCCUGACGCAGUCGCGGAAUCGUCGCAAAUCCUACGAGGAGUUCAAAGCCAUGUUUGUUGAACCUGCAGCAGCAGCGGCAGCGGCGGCAUCGGAAGCCGCAGCCACAUUGCCAUUGUCCAUGCCCCAAGCAUCAUCGAUGGUUUCGGCGGCAGAUGACGCAACAGCAACGUCCAGCAGCAGCAGCAGCAGCAACAGCAACACUGUGAUCCCAGCAACAGCAACAACAACAGCAACACCGCUUGCCUCCAUUUCAGAACAAGAAACCACAAGCGAGAGAGGCAAACCGGAUUGCGCAAACAAGUUUGCCACCAGCGACGCUGUCCCAGGCCCAGACCCAGGCCCCAGAUCCCCGUUGGCCCCCGAUGAAAUGGAUACCGGCGAUGGCGAAUGUGAGGGCGCUGCCGAUGGGUGUCUAACAGCAACAAAAACCACAGCAGCAACAGCGACGACAGUAAACAGCACCACCACAGAGGCAAUGCGAAAGAAUUCGGAUUUUCUAUCGCAGAUUCUCGAUCAUCAGUUUGCGGCCAAGGAGCGGGCCAAGGCGCACAAGCGGCGCACAUCGUACGAGGAAUUCAAGCGGCUGGUUAGCGAAAUCGAGCCCCUGGAAUGUCUGGACACAGUGGCAGUGGACGCCACACCCACACCCACAUGCCCAGCAACAGCAGCAGCCACAGCAGCCGUGGGGCUGGUAUCAGCAACAACAACCAUAACCACGUCACCGCUGAAGCGACAGAACUCGAGGCAGCGCAAGAGCUUUGCCAGCUACUUUCUGCCCCGCCGGCACUCGACCAAAGAGCCCAAGAAGUCUGGCGACAAGGAGAACAGCGGCAGGGAGCUAAAUGUGUCCCCAACGGGAGAGGGCGAGGGCAAGGGCAAGGACAAGCAGCUGCAGACGUACGCUGCCAAGCUGCCGCCGGGCAACUCCAGCUCCAACUGCGACUCCAACUACAGGAGGAACUUCAAGAUCUACGACAAGCUGGUCUAUGGCACCAUCUACGACAUCAUCCAGCGGAAGAACGACAUCUACCAGCUGACGUACCAGAAGUACGACAAGUACAUGACCUACGGCACCAUCUACGAGAUCCUGCACCGCAAGUCCUCGCAGGACGGCGGCUGCUCCCUCGACGGCGGCGGCGGCAGCAGCAGCAGCGACAGAUGGCAGCGCAAGAGCCUCAGCUCCAUACUGGAGAGCAAGUCGAGCGACGUCAUCUACGACAUCAUCCAGAAGAGGGAGCGCGAGAAGCAGCGCCAGCAGCGGGCCCUGGACACCGCCUCGGCCUCCUCCACUGUCCAGUCCGGCCUCAGUGCGCACAAGUACGGAACCAUCUACGACAUUCUGCAGGGCGCGAAGCUGGAUGCCAGCGAUGCAGUGGACAGCAACAGCAGCAGCAGCAGGCGACCAGUGGCCGCCAAGCCAACGCGCUUCGUGGUCAGCCAUGUGGUGGAGCAGCCCCAGAAGCAGGAGCCAGAGCCGGCCGAGAGCCAAGAGACUCCUCCCAGCACAGAGAGCGGGGAAGGGAAGCCGGCACCGGCCAGCAAGCCCAAGAAAAUGCGGCGCCUAUCCAACAUCCUCAGCAGGAGGCAGGAGGAGCCAGAAGGCGCGCCUGUGCUCCACCACGAGGAGUCCAAGCAGAAGCGCAGCCAGGCCAAGCGGAGGAUUGGGGUGACGAAUCUGCUGCUGCCCCUGGACUCCGAGGAGCUGUACACGCGCAUCAUUGCCCAGCAGAGGCGCGAGCACAGAGCCCAUCUGCAGAGCGACAGCGAGACGGAGACCAGGACGGGCAGCUCCCUGAUGAAGAGCAGCUCCCUGGAUGCCAUAUCUCUGUCGGUGGCCUGCUCCCCGCCGGCCACCGCCAACCAUACGCCCUCCCCGUCGCCGCCCCGUCCUCGCCGCAGCCUCAAGCAGCACCGGUGCCUGCAGCGCGGACAGGAGCAGCAGCGCCAGAGGCACCAGCUGGCGCUGGUGAAGAAGCACUCCCUGGACAACUGUCUGCAGGCAGCAGCAGGCGCUGGAGCGGAGACACAGCACAGGCAGCCACUGCGCCGCUGGUCCAACCAGAGCCCGCUCCGGUGCACCUGCCUUGCCCUCGAGGAGGAUCUGCCCAGCCACCAGUGCACUUGCCCGCUUCCGCUGACUGCCAUUGAGAAGUCGCGAUCGCUGCCCGUCGCCGUAGGCGGUGUCUGUGUCUGUGUCUGUGCCUGUGCCUGUGCCUCCUCCUCUGCCCUCCACUCCUCCCCGCAUACGUGUGCAAACUUAAACUGCGAUCGAAUCCCACAAACAACGACAAAAUCAUCAACGACGGCGACGACAACGGCAACGGCCAAGAAAGGCAAAUCGCGUCGACUUUCGGAAUUUACGCGCGGUGAAUUUUUAAAUGAAAAAUCCUGGUACUUCCGCAAAAUCAAACGCAUUGAGGCUGAGAAAAAACUUCUACUGCCAGAGAACGAGCACGGCGCAUUUUUAAUUCGUGAUUCCGAGAGCCGACACAACGACUAUUCGCUAUCAGUGCGCGAUGGCGAUACGGUCAAGCAUUAUCGCAUCAGACAAUUGGACGAGGGCGGCUUCUUCAUUGCCAGACGCACAACAUUCAGAACUCUGCAGGAGCUGGUCGAACACUAUUCCAAGGAUUCGGAUGGCCUGUGCGUCAACCUCUGCAAGCCCUGUGUACAGACAAAUACCUUUUCGGGUGUCUUUGAGAUCGAGAAACCAGUCACCGAAGGCCUCUCGCAUCGAACACGCGACCAGUGGGAGAUCGACAGAACGUCCCUCAAAUUUGUACGCAAACUGGGAUCCGGCCAGUUCGGCGAUGUUUGGGAGGGACAGUGGAACAACACAACACCCGUGGCCAUUAAAACUCUGAAAUCGGGCACAAUGGAUCCCAAGGACUUCUUAGCCGAAGCCCAGAUCAUGAAGAAGCUGCGCCAUACCAAGCUCAUACAGCUGUACGCUGUCUGCACGGUGGAGGAGCCCAUCUACAUUAUCACAGAGUUGAUGAAGCACGGUUCACUGCUGGAAUAUCUGCAAGCCAUUGCAGGCAAAGGUCGUAGCCUCAAAAUGCAGACGCUCAUCGAUAUGGCCGCACAAAUAGCAGCUGGCAUGGCCUACCUAGAGUCCCAGAACUACAUCCACAGAGACUUGGCGGCGCGCAACGUCCUCGUUGGUGAUGGCAACAUUGUGAAGAUAGCCGACUUCGGUUUGGCCAGGCUCAUCAAGGAGGACGAGUACGAGGCGCGAGUUGGCGCCCGCUUCCCCAUCAAAUGGACAGCGCCCGAGGCGGCCAACUACAGUAAAUUCUCAAUCAAAUCUGAUGUCUGGAGCUUUGGUAUUCUCCUCACUGAGCUGGUCACUUACGGACGCAUACCAUAUCCGGGUAUGACUAAUGCGGAGGUGUUAACCCAGGUGGAGCACGGCUAUCGCAUGCCCCUGCCACCCAACUGCGAGCCGCGCCUGUACGAGAUCAUGCUCGAGUGCUGGCACAAGGAUCCCAUGCGCAGACCCACAUUCGAGACGCUCCAAUGGAAGCUCGAGGACUUCUACACCUCCGAUCAGAGCGACUACAAGGAGGCGCAGGCUUACUGAUAAAUGCUUCAUGCGACCACGGACGCGGACAGCAGCCGUGGCGAGGAGCAACAUUGAGGAGCUGCAAAUGGUCGCCGGGAAUCCCACAACGGACAAUUCAAAUUAAGUUACUUACUUCAGUUUUGCACAGAUUUUUUUAUUGCUGUUCACUGCGACCAUGGUACCCAUGGAACCCAUGGAACCCAUGGAACAUAUGGGGCUCAUGGUCAGGGGCAUGUCUUGGUAACUCCAUACCAUACGAUUCAUGUUAUUAGCGUUUAAGCUAACAAAUAGUUGUUAAGCCGAAAAGUGAAUGCGAAUGCAAGUGCAAGUGCACGUGCACGUGUAGUUUUAAUUUGUAUGUGCGAGUGUUUUUUUUUUGGUGGAAUGCAAUUUCAAAGAAUGUUUUGUUCAUUUUUUGUUGUUGUUUAUAUAUGACAAGCAUAUGGAUAGAUUUGUUUGGGCGCAUUUGUCGUAUUUGCCGAUAAAUAUAUCAAAUGUAUUAUUAUUCAUAUAAAGCUAUAUACAUACAAACACUCAUACGUGCAUGCACACUCACACACAACACAUCUAUAUAAAUAUAUAUAUAUAUACAUAUAUACAUAUAUACAUGCAUACAUACAACCGUAUAGUCAGAGUUAUUCAUAGGAUCCUCCUUUUAUAUUCUAUUAUCAUCAACUUACCCCUGUUCUUCUUUAGUUUAUAGGCCAAUCUGAAAUCUGAAAACGAUAUUUGCAGCAUACAAAUAUAUGAAACGGUUUUGCUUUUAGUUAAUAUCCAUUACGUACGUGUCUUACCUCCUUCUCCUCCCCCAACAAACACGCAACAUUAUCAACGACAUUAUACAUAUAUGUAUGCUUUAUCACAAAAACAAAUAAAAAUAAAAACUAAAAAUUAAAAAUAAUUAAAGAAAGCACCACAAACGCCAAUCGUCAUCAAGUGCUAGCGUACGCUACUUUGCUGUAUGCGACAGCUGAAAUCCAUAUGAGUAACGAUCUAGAGUUUAAUUGUAAUUGUAAUCAUUUAAUUAUACUAUAUUUAUAAUGAAAACACACAAACAAACGCAUACACAUAUACGAGUAAAUGUACAUUUAGAGCAAAAAAACCAUUAAAAUAAAAUUUCUUCAUAAUUUAUAAACUAUAAAUCAAGGCAAAAUCAUUUAUAUUGCAUUCGAAUCGCCGCACUGUAGUCUAAGUCUAAGUCACUCUUUAUCUUUUCUUUGUUUGCAUUUUGAUUUGGUGAGUAUUUUAGUUUCCGGCGCGUAUGUAGGGAUAUGCUAGAGUUCUGCGAAAAACAAAACAACAAAAAAAACGCUUCUUAAAUUAAUUCUAUGCCUAAUCUACGUACACAAAAACCGGAAGAGCGCAUGAAUCGAAGGCUGAUUUUACAAAUGUAUUCUAACCUUAGUAUGAGUUCUUAUGUAGUCUGUAUUAUAUGUACUCUCUAAUCUGUCUUUGAAUCUUGUACGAGUACUGUGCUGCACAAAAAUGUACGUAUAGUACAUGUUUUCAACAUGCAGAGGCCGUAUAUGCCACACAAGCAACUUUAAUCAAAACAUACCGAGUUCAGCGAACUCCUCAAUUUAUUUAUCCAAUUUGGUGAAGUGAACCAGAUAACAUAAGAACGGAUUGCUUGCACUUUCCAACUUAACGAAUGUCAUAUUGAAUAUGUAAAAAAGUAUGUACUACUAUAUAGAGAGAGAGAGAGAGCAUUCAUUGUAAGAGUCAUGUAUAACGAACGAUUCGAUCUUAUAUUAUCCAAUCCAAUGCAAUCCAAAAGUAGAUUGUAAGAAUAUACGCAAAGCUCUCAUUUAAUGAUAAACAUACGUACAUACAUACAUGCAUACAUAACAUAUAAAUAUAUACAUAUGUAUGAAUAAAGUAAAA
Drosophila obscura is the source of this 7177-nucleotide messenger RNA. It is a transcript of the gene Src42A, whose product is annotated as tyrosine-protein kinase Src42A. Gene Ontology annotation, molecular function: signaling receptor binding; ATP binding; non-membrane spanning protein tyrosine kinase activity. Gene Ontology annotation, biological process: cell differentiation; protein phosphorylation; cell surface receptor protein tyrosine kinase signaling pathway. The record is from RefSeq and is a predicted model, not a curated record. The transcript is spliced from 10 exons. Gene Ontology annotation, cellular component: extrinsic component of cytoplasmic side of plasma membrane. Bases 98 to 5311 code for a protein of 1737 amino acids. Lineage: Eukaryota; Metazoa; Arthropoda; Insecta; Diptera; Drosophilidae.